ACGACAUUGCGGCGUUUAAAAGUGAACCGCACCGUCGAUAGUAGACUCAGUGCGAAAGUGUACAGUGAAGUGUCAUGUGUAUUUUAACUAUUUUGUAACACAUUCUUGUUUCAAAAUUAAAAAAUAAAAAAAAAAUUUACUCAACUUAGAAAUAAAAAAUGUCCGCCGAAGAGGAGCUUCUCAAACUACAACCGCGUAAUUUAGAAAAUGGUGCUUCAGAGCAACCAAAAACAGUAACGGUUGACGAGCUUACCGCUGGCGGCAAGCCCAAGGAGCAAUGGGGCAAUGAAAUCGAAUUUCUAUUCUCUUGCAUUUCGUUGUCAGUGGGCUUGGGCAAUAUUUGGCGUUUUCCUUAUAUUGCUUUUCAAAAUGGCGGUGGCGCUUUUGUUAUACCGUAUUUGAUUGUUUUACUCAUCAUUGGACGGCCGGUGUAUUAUUUGGAGAUCAUAUUGGGCCAGUUUUCGGGUCGUGGCUGUAUUAAGGCCUUCAAUAUGGCGCCAAUUAUGAAGGGUGUCGCCACUGGUCAAGCGCUUGCAACUGGCGCAUCGAUCACAUACUACUCCAGCAUAAUGGCACUGACUUUGCGCUUUCUAAUUGCCUCCUUCUCCAAAGUGCUACCUUGGAGUUACUGUCGCGAGGAGUGGGGUGAUAGUUGCCUCAACGAAACGAUGUCAGCAGCAAUUAAUGGUACUAACGGUUUACCGCAUGGACGGCAAACGAAAAUGUCUUCAGCUGAAUUGUAUUUUCAAAAGGAAAUCUUACAUGAACAAGAUGACAUUUUCAAUGGCUUGGGUAUGCCGAAUUGGGACCUGGUAGGCUGCUUAGCGGUGGCAUGGUUUAUUAUUGGUGGCGUACUGAUAAGAGGCGUCAAAAGUUCCGGAAAAGCUGCCUAUUUUCUUGGUGUUUUCCCAUAUGUGGUCUUACUUAUGCUGCUUUUGCGAGCUGUUACUCUACCCGGUGCCAUGGAUGGUAUCAUUUAUUUUUUCAAACCACAAUGGUCGGAGCUACUAAAUCCGCUGGUAUGGUACGCCGCAGUCACACAAGUUUUCUUCUCAUUGGCCAUCUGCUUCGGCACCUUGAUCACGUAUGCCUCUUACAAUAACUUCUCACGCAACGUAUACAACGAUAUAGUGAUCAUCACAACAAUGGAUUCCUGCUCCUCCAUCAUCGCGGGCUGCAUCACAUUCGGCAUACUUGGCAAUUUGGCAUACAAGACCGGCGCCACAGAUGUGGCUAGCGUGGUGAAGGGUGGCGCUGGCUUGGCUUUCAUCUCCUACCCCGAUGCCAUAGCGAAAUUUGAAUUCAUGCCACAGGCAUUCGCGGUUCUCUUCUUCCUCAUGCUAUUCGUAUUAGGUAUCGGCAGCACGGUCGGCAUGGGCUCCUGCAUUGUGCGUGUGAUACGCGACCGUUGGGUGCGUGCGCCGAAUUGGGCGCUGGCGCUGAGUCUGGCGUUGCUGGGUUUCGCCGUGAGCAUUGUGUAUAUGACACCUGGUGGACAGUUCGUGUUGAAUCUGGUGGAUUUUUAUGGUGUAUCAUUUACGGCGUUGAUUUUAGCGAUUGGUGAAUUGUUGGCUGUUGGUUGGGUGUAUGGCGUUAAGCGUUUCUGCGCCGACAUUGAAUUCAUGAUUGGCUUGAAAACCGGCAUUUAUUGGCGCAUCUGUUGGGGUGUCAUAACACCGGGUCUAAUGUUGGCGGUGCUGGUGUAUACGCUCAUCGAUUUGAAGCCGUUGACAUACAAAAAUGUCGAUUAUCCGCAAAUAGCGCACAUUUUCGGUUGGUGUCUUUCCGCCAUUGGUCUACUACAAAUACCGGGCUGGGCUUUAUAUAGCAUCUGCAAGCAGCCGAAAUCCGUUGGUUUGCUCAAACAAUUGUCUGCUGCUGCAUCACCUGCAAAAAUUUGGGGUCCAAUGGAAAAAACUAAACAUGAGGAGUAUGUACAGCAUCGUCACAAGUUUGAACUGCAAGCAAAGCAAAGAACAAUUUUACAAAGUGCUUAUGAUAAUCUAUUUGGUUAGGUUACCUUGCUUAAAUGUUAUUUUUCUUGAUUUAGCAAAGCGUGUAUUUUCACAUUAAUUACUACUACAAAUUAAAUUGUUAUCUUCUUUUAUUUAAAAUAAGUGUUUAACAAAAGUCUUGCAUUAAAUGGCUUAAAAUUUUAAUUUCAGCUUAGAAUGUAUGUUUGUUUAUAGUUCACAAUGCGUCUUAAAGCAAAUAAAUAUGUACGUAGAAAGCAGUAGUAGAAA
Molecule: messenger RNA, 2243 nt
Organism: Zeugodacus cucurbitae (melon fly)
Lineage: Eukaryota; Metazoa; Arthropoda; Insecta; Diptera; Tephritidae
Gene: List
Product: sodium-dependent nutrient amino acid transporter 1
Exons: 10
Coding region: 159-2015 (618 amino acids)
Biological process (GO): sodium ion transmembrane transport
Cellular component (GO): membrane
Molecular function (GO): L-amino acid transmembrane transporter activity
Source: RefSeq, a predicted model, not a curated record